This is a messenger RNA of Sphenostylis stenocarpa, 2907 nucleotides long. The record is from the annotation of a GenBank genome assembly. Lineage: Eukaryota; Viridiplantae; Streptophyta; Magnoliopsida; Fabales; Fabaceae.
AUGGCAGUUUUUGUGGCACUUUCUCACUCCAUUUUCCUCUUCCACCGUCUUCUCUGUACUCCUUCCAGCUGCAAGCAACUGCCGAAUCCAAUCAAGCCCUUAAAACUCGGGAUUGUCCCGCUUUCACUCUCCGAGUUGCUUUUCAGCUCCUCUUCCCAUGGCAUGAGAAAACAUAGCGGGGCUCUUGGUUUGAAGUUUUGUGUGAUGAUGUGGAGCAUGUAUCGGGGCUUUGUUUGUGUUCCAUUGUUUGUGUGCUUGGUAUUGGCUAUUGAACUUGUUGUAGCAAAGGAUUUUGAGCCUACAGAUAAUAUCUUACUCGAUUGUGGGGGUCCUCCAUCGAGUACUGAUACUGAUGGCCGUGUAUGGACAACUGAUGUUGGUUCCAAGUUUGAUUCCUCCUCUGCAAAAUCCACCUCCGUAUCGCCGGCGGCAACUCAAGACCCUGCCGUCCCUCAGGUGCCCUACAUGACGGCGCGUGUGUUCCACGCGCCUUUUACAUACUCUUUUCCGGUAGCUUCUGGUUGGAAGUUCCUCCGGCUGCACUAUUACUCGGCUUCUUACUCCAAUCUCAAUGCGUCGGAUGCGCUGUUUGGGGUGACGGCGAAUUCAUACACGCUUCUUAGGAACUUCAGUGUUUCUCAGACCACCCUGGCUUUGAAUUAUGCCUACAUUUUGAAGGAAUUUGCCAUCUAUGUAGAAGGGAAAACCUUGAAUGUGACUUUCACUCCGUCUAACAAUGCAUCCAAUGCUUACGCUUUUGUUAAUGGGAUUGAGGUUGUGUCCAUGGCUGAUAUUUAUACUGCCACUGAUGGAACUACCAUGAUAGUGGGUACAAAUACUGCUUACACUAUUGAUAACAGCACUGCACUUGAGAAUGUUUAUAGGUUGAAUGUGGGUGGGAAUGAUAUCUCUCCCUCCCAUGAUACUGGUAUGUUUAGGUCAUGGUCUGAUGAUACGCCCUUCCUCUUUGGGGCUUCAUUUGGAGUUACUGAGCCUGCCGAUCCUGAUGUGAAGUUUGAGUAUCCUCCGGGCACGCCAAGUUAUAUUGCUCCACUUGAUGUCUACACCACGGCCAGAACAAUGGGCCCAAAUCCUGAGAUCAACACGAAUUACAACUUGAGUUGGAUCUUCAACAUUGAUUCUGGGUUUUCCUAUCUAGUGAGACUCCAUUUUGCUGAGGUAUCAUCAAAUAUAACCAAGAUUAAUCAAAGAGUAUUUGAUAUAUUCCUCAAUAAUCAAACAGCUAUGGCUCAGGCUGAUGUAAUUGCCUGGGCAGGCAUAUUGGGCCUUUCACAUUCUAAUGGGGUGCCUGUGCAUAAAGAUUUUGUUGUCUUUGUUCCCGAGGAUAAAGAACCACGGCAGGACCUGUGGCUUGCAUUGCACCCAGAUCCAACCGACAAGCCCAUGUAUUAUGAUGCAAUCUUGAAUGGAGUGGAGAUAUUCAAAAUUAGUGAUAGUACAGGUAAUCUGGCAGGGACAAAUCCUAUUCCUCCUCCUGUGCAAGACAAAAUUGACAUAUCAACAGCUAGAGCACAUAAUCAUGGAAAAUCAAAGAAUCAUACAAGCAUAAUUGCAGGAGGUGUUGCAGGAGGAGUUGUUGUGUUACUUGUGAUUGGGAUAUUUGCUUUUGCUGCAUCCCGUCGUCGUAGGCAAGGAAAGGAUUCUGGUGCAAGUGAGGGGCCAUCUGGCUGGCUUCCACUUUCUCUUUAUGGUAAUUCACAUUCUGCAGCUUCUGCCAAGACCAACACAACAGGAAGUUAUGCUUCCUCUCUCCCAUCAAACCUUUGCCGUCAUUUCUCAUUUGCUGAAAUCAAGUCCGCCACAAACAACUUUGAUGAGGCUUUGCUUCUUGGUGUGGGAGGAUUCGGUAAGGUUUAUAAGGGAGAAAUUGAUGGUGGAACAACCAAAGUAGCAAUAAAACGUGGGAAUCCACUAUCUGACCAGGGGGUGCAUGAGUUCCAAACCGAGAUUGAAAUGCUCUCUAAACUUCGUCACCGCCACCUUGUUUCCCUGAUUGGAUACUGUGAAGAAAACACUGAAAUGAUCCUUGUGUAUGAUUAUAUGGCCUAUGGAACACUCAGGGAGCAUUUGUACAAGACCCAGAAACCUCCACUUCCAUGGAAGCAAAGGCUGGAGAUAUGCAUCGGAGCUGCUCGAGGUUUACACUAUCUACAUACUGGUGCUAAACACACAAUCAUUCACCGUGAUGUGAAGACCACAAACAUUUUACUCGAUGAGAAGUGGGUGGCCAAGGUUUCUGAUUUUGGAUUGUCAAAAACAGGUCCAACAUUGGACAAUACCCAUGUAAGUACUGUUGUAAAGGGUAGUUUUGGGUACUUGGAUCCAGAAUACUUCAGGAGGCAGCAACUAACUGACAAAUCUGAUGUUUACUCAUUUGGGGUGGUUCUCUUUGAGAUAUUGUGUGCUCGUCCAGCUUUGAACCCGGCCCUUGCUAAGGAGCAAGUUAGUCUGGCUGAGUGGGCAGCUCAUUGCUACAUCAAAGGCAUUCUUGACCAAAUCAUUGAUCCCUAUCUAAAGGGAAAGAUAGCUCCGGAAUGCUUCAAGAAGUUCGCUGAGACUGCGAUGAAGUGCGUGGCUGACCAGGGAAUUGACAGGCCAUCCAUGGGUGAUGUCUUGUGGAACCUUGAAUUUGCUUUGCAGCUUCAAGAAAGUGCAGAGGAGAGUGGCAGCGGCUUUGGCGGCAUUCACAAUGAAGAGGAGCCGCUGUAUACAGAUUCUAAAGGAAAGAAGGACUCUGAUGCACUGCCUUUUGAUGGGAAUGUGACUGACUCCAGAAGCAGUGGCAUUUCAAUGAGCAUUGGAGGUAGAAGCUUGGCUAGUGAAGACUCUGAUGGGUUAACCCCUAGUGCUGUGUUCUCCCAGAUCAUGAAUCCAAAAGGGCGUUAA